This is a messenger RNA of Drosophila persimilis, 1161 nucleotides long. RefSeq names its product putative odorant receptor 19b. The record is from RefSeq and is a predicted model, not a curated record. Gene Ontology annotation, cellular component: plasma membrane. The transcript has 3 exons. Bases 1 to 1161 code for a protein of 386 amino acids. NCBI's taxonomy places the organism in Eukaryota, Metazoa, Arthropoda, Insecta, Diptera, Drosophilidae. Gene Ontology annotation, biological process: sensory perception of smell; detection of chemical stimulus involved in sensory perception of smell. Gene Ontology annotation, molecular function: odorant binding; olfactory receptor activity.
AUGCGGCCUGUGGACUCGAUGAGCGCCUUCAGACACCACUGGCAGAUAUGGCGAGUGAUGGGAAUGCAUCCGGCAGACCCGCAGACGUUGUGGGGUCGCCACUACACGCUCUAUGGGAUAGUGUGGAACGCCUUGUUUCGUCUGGGCAUGGCGCUCUCGAUGGUGGUGAACUUUCUUCUGUCGACGUCCCUGGAGUCCUUCUGCGAGAGCUUGUCUGUGGCAGUUCCUCAUACGGUCGCAAAUCUUAAGGUUUUCUUUCUGUGGCGAAUGCGGAAGCAGAUCCUGCAAACCCAUCCCAUCCUGCAUCAUCUGGAUGGGCGAAUUGGUUCUCUGGCCGAGAAGCAAAUCAUACUCGAAGGAAUUGACCGAGCUUACUUUACAUUCAUUAGCUUUCUCCGUGCGAUAAUUUUCAUUCUAGCCGUCAGCAUUCUUAUUCUCUGUUUGUCGAACGAUCGGCCACUUUUGUACCCCUCCUGGAUGCCCUGGAACUACAAGGACUCAUCCCUUACAGUUUAUGUGAUGACGGCCAGUCUGCACAGCGUCGGCAUCAUAGAGAACGCCUUGUUGGUUUGCAACGUGGACACCUAUCCGGGCUCCUAUCUCAUCAUGCUAGCCGCCCACACCCAGGCCCUGGCCUAUCGUGUCUCUCGCCUCGGCUAUGAUCCACGCCUGUCACGCUCCCAGGCCUGCGAUCGGCUGCGCAGUUGCAUAAAGGAUCAUCAGAUCAUUAUGAAUCUGUUCAGGUCGUUGGAGCACUCGCUGUCCAUGUCCUGUUUCCUACAGUUUGCCAGCACAGCCAUCGCCCAGUGUGCGACUUGCUUUUUCGUCAUCUUUGUAUCGGUUGGCACAAUGCAGUCCGUGAACAUGAUCUUUCUUUUCCUGGUCUUCACCACCCAGACAUUGCUGCUCUGUUUCAGCGCCGAGCUGGUGCGCCACGAGGGCGAGAAUCUCAUUAAAGCCAUCUACGAUUGCAAUUGGCUGGAUCAGUCCGUGGAGUUUCGUCGCAUGCUCCUCCUUUUGUUGGCCCGCAGCCAAAGGCCGAUGAUCAUGAGAGCCGGACUGAUAAUUCCCGUUCAAAUGAGUACCUUUAUGGUGGUGUGCAAGGGCGCCUACACCAUGCUCACCCUUCUGAGGGAAGUGGAUAACUCGGAAGUCGCAUAA